This is a messenger RNA of Actinia tenebrosa (Australian red waratah sea anemone), 1024 nucleotides long. RefSeq names its product matrilysin. Gene Ontology annotation, biological process: proteolysis; extracellular matrix organization; collagen catabolic process. Gene Ontology annotation, cellular component: extracellular matrix. NCBI's taxonomy places the organism in Eukaryota, Metazoa, Cnidaria, Anthozoa, Actiniaria, Actiniidae. The record is from RefSeq and is a predicted model, not a curated record. Gene Ontology annotation, molecular function: metalloendopeptidase activity; zinc ion binding.
UAGAGUACCAAACAACUAUGAAGUCUCUGAUACUGUUGGGAUUGCUCGCCUGUGUGGCUGUUACUCUCGCUGAAGAUGAUGAAACCAUGGCAGUGAAAUACCUCAAUCAGUUCCACUACAUCUCACCAUCUCGUUCCGGUAACCAUGACGUCGAGACAGCCGUUCGAAAUUUCCAGAGGUUCGCUGGUCUUCCAGAAACUGGUGAAAUCGAUGAGGCCACCGUUCGCCAGAUGAAGAAACCUCGAUGUGGAAUGCCUGAUGUGGACGAGAGUGGGAGUCGUAUCAGAAGAUACAAGUUGGGCUCCAAAUGGGGCAAGAAACAUCUGACAUACUUCGUCGAGUACGGACGUGACUUAUCGUCUGGUGAACAGGACAGAAUCUUUGCAARAGCUCUGAAAUACUGGGCUGAUGUUUCUGGACUAAGCUUCUCAAGGGCCUCAAGCGCAUCCUCGGCUGACCUCAAAAUCAGCUUUGGACCCAAAACCCACGGUGGAAGUUCUGAGAGAACAUGUGCCUACCCCUUCGAUGGACCUGGCAAAGUUUUGGCCCACGCCUUCUUCCCCAGUGAUGGACGCGCUCACUUCGAYGAGGACGAAAGAUACACCGACGRAACRUCAAGCGGAACCAAUCUCUUGUGGGUGGCGACUCACGAGUUYGGCCACGCCCUUGGCUUAGAACACAGUGACGUUAGGAAUGCUGUUAUGUACCCUUACUAUACUGGAUACGUACCAAACUUUAGACUCCAACAAGAUGACAUCAAUGGAAUCCAAGCUCACUACGGAAAGGCUGGAGGCAGUACAGGAGGCGGAAGUGGAGGUAAUUGUGUAGAUAAGAACCAAAACUGUCGCAACUGGAAAUCGUACUGCGGAAGAAACUCGUAUGUCGAUGCCAACUGCAAGAAGACCUGUGGGACCUGCUCGUAAUUCAACAAGCCUCAGACAACUGAUUAUCUUCAAAUAACAUUAUUAUGACAAUUUGUAAGUUAUACCACAUAUUAUUCAAAAUAAAGUUUGAAUAAAACAAA